Molecule: messenger RNA, 1141 nt
Organism: Pseudogymnoascus verrucosus
Lineage: Eukaryota; Fungi; Ascomycota; Leotiomycetes; Thelebolales; Thelebolaceae
Exons: 4
Coding region: 180-872 (230 amino acids)
Biological process (GO): pyrimidine nucleobase metabolic process; nucleotide catabolic process
Molecular function (GO): nucleotidase activity
Source: RefSeq, a predicted model, not a curated record
CAAGUACUUGAGUACCGAUACCCCGAUGGAGUCACUGGGAUGCUCGAUGCUCAGACGUAUAAAUAUCAUCAUAGACGUCGCCUUGCGGAAUAUUUAUUGACAACCGUAUCUAUUAUAGUAUUUUUUUGUGAGGCAAAAGGUAUCACAGUAGAGUUUGCUGCUAUCUGACCUUUAUAGCAAUGGCGGAAGAAGACACAAGGCCAGUUUUCUUUUUUGAUAUUGACAACUGUCUUUAUUCAAAGAACAAGAAUGUUCAUGAUCACAUGUCUGAAUUGAUAGACGACUAUUUCAUGAAACACCUUUCACUGGACCGCGCCGAAGCAUACAGGCUUCACCAAGAGUAUUACACGACGUACGGUCUAGCCAUUGAAGGGUUGGUGCGCAACCACGAGAUUGAUCCUCUGGAGUACAACGAGAAGGUGGACGAUGCCCUGCCACUUGAAAAGAUCCUGUCUCCAGACCCGCAGCUACGGAAGCUCCUCCAAAGCAUCGACACGACCAAGGUGAAGCUUUGGCUAUUUACUAAUGCCUAUGUCAACCAUGGCAAAAGGGUUGUGAAAAUCCUUGGGGUUGACGAUCUCUUUGAGGGGCUGACGUAUUGUGACUAUGCUGGACGACCGUUGAUUUGCAAACCCGCAGAAGAAAUGUUCCGAAAGGCAAUGAGAGAAGCGGGCAUCAGUGACGUGAAUAAGUGUUACUUUGUUGACGACUCCGCGUUAAAUUGUCGAGAAUCACAGCGGUUAGGCUGGACUACUGUCCAUCUUGUUGAACCGAGCGUCACUUCCCCGCCGCAGCAGGUGUGCAAGUAUCAGGUUGCGAAUUUAGAAGAGCUUCGGAGAAUAUUCCCACAAUUUUUCAAGGAGGAUAAUUAGAAGAGGGACAGAUGGGUCCGAGCAAUCUGGUGAUGGCUUUAGAUGCAUUCAUAGACAUAAUCGCUGUUGCAAUGCCUGAUAGAAAUAUCUAUAGCCAAUAUUUAGUGCCAUGGAUGAACCUUUUGAGUUACUAUAAUUGUCGAAGACCGUUGAAUUAUAGCUAUGAUGCAAACCGGGGUAUCCCAAACGCCAUUGAUAGAGCCUGUCCCUAAUAUGCCAUGUAUUUCCGUAUUUCAGGGUCGUCUCACGCUCCGUAUGACCUCGUCCAG